AUGUGCAUAAGAGUAGUGGAACCUCGAUUUCGUCGGUUUUUUCAAUGGUACGGUGAAUUUGGUUACCAGUGGCGAUGGUUCCUAGUCAUGUAUCCACUGAUCGUAACACCACUCUUAUCACUUGGUUUUUGCCGUCUUACUGCUUUAAAUGUUGAUGAUCCCUUUUAUGUUUUCACUCCGGCAUAUGCCAGAUGGCAUCGAGAAUUUGACACGUUCGCAUCGUUGUGGCCACUAAACGAAAACAAAUUUUUACCGGGUAAAUCGUUUGAAAUGAAGCAGUUUAUAAAUGUAUUGGUAAAAGCCAAAGAUGGCGGAAAUUUGUUGAGAAAGGAAAUAUUAGAUGAAAUACAAGAGUUGAAUCAAUGGGUUAUGUUCAAUAUUAGCAUACCAACUGCUGAUGGCAAAUAUAAUCUUACAUAUCAGGAUUUGUGUCUGAGCUAUGAGUGGGUAUGUGGAGCAAAUGAACAUAUUUCGAUGUUACAAGAACGGCUGAAAGUUGGCAAUUUUGUAGAAUUAACAUAUCCUCGAGCUGGCAGUAAGGAUACACCCGUUUAUUUGGGGACAUUGCUAAGCGAUGUAAGCUUAAACGACUCGAAUGGUACUGUAAAAGCAGCAAAACUGACGCAACUCUUUUAUUUCCUGAAGCAAGAACCUCAUGUUGUUCGCCGUUACUCAACAGCAUUCUCAUAUGCUGUUGAGCAUUAUUUAUUGCAUAUUUACAAAAGUGAUAUUAUUUCACUUUCAUUCUCACAUUAUCAGUCAUUGCAGGAUGGUAUAGCUGAGAAUGCGAAAGACUUUACGUGGAAUUUUCUUACCAGCUUUUCAUUACUUUCCAUUUAUGCGAUAAUAUUUUCAUACGUUCUCAAGCAACAUCCAAGAACAGGCAUUGAUUGGGUUCGCAGCAAGCCAUAUGUUGCAUGUGCAGGUCUUAUCACAACAUUAUUGGCAAUAUGUAGUGGUUUUGGACUUGCACUGAUAGUAGGCAUACCGUACAAUGUAAUCAACACAAUUAUACCAUUUCUCAUCAUCGCAAUUGGAGUGGAUGACAUGUUUGUAAUGAAUGCUUGCUGGAAUCAAACAAGUCAGACGGAUACUGUAUCAAAAAGAAUGCGUGAUAUGAUGGCUCAUGCUGGGGUUACUAUAUCUAUCACAAAUAUCACUGAUAUCAUAUCGUUUGCUGUAGGUUGCAUUAGCGAACUUCCGGGCAUUCAACUCUUCUGCAGCUAUGCCUGUAUUACAUUCAUCUUUUGCUAUUUGUAUCAGUUCACGUUUUUUAUGGCAUUUCUUGCCAUAAUGGGUGCUGUGGAAAAGAAUCAACGUCACUGCCUUCUCUUCUAUAAAGUUGGCGAACAAUGUGCCAAAAAGAAAAUGAAUAGUGCUCGAUUUUGUAAUUCAAGAAAUGAUUGUGAUGAUAGUUUGCAAUGUUCGUCAACUAACAGUGGAUCUGAUAUAUCAUACCACUCUGGUAACAGCACUCAGUCAAAUGGUAGCUCUUUGAAAACUGCCAUUAAAAUUCAUAAUUUGAUCAUUGCUGGCGAUGACCUAUGUAAGCAAAAACCAACAGAAAUGGUUGAUGUUGAUAACAAUUUUAUCACUGAAGGACUGUUUAUCACGGCAGUACCCCACUUGAAAACUCAACCGAUCGGGAAGAAAGAGAAUACUCGGACACAGUACUUCUUCGGUCAUAUUUAUGCUCAGUUUAUAUUGCGUAAAGAAUGUGCUAUUUUAACUUACAUCUUCUAUAGCAUAUAUAUUGGUGGUGCUAUGGUCGGAUGCUUCAAUUUUUCGGAGGGAUUGGAACCGGAAAAUUUGGUUACAAACGAUCAUUAUACCUCUCAUUAUUUCGCAGAUUUGAAAAAUUUUUGGGUACGAGGUACUCAACUUCAUGUUGCCGUGCUACACCCUCCAAAUCUUACUGAUCCUAUUCAGAGGGAAAAAAUGAUGGCCGUAGUACAAGCAUUUGAGAAUACGGAAUACACAUUGGGAAGAGAUGGGACAAUUUUUUUCUUUCUUGAGUAUUUAAAUUAUCUUGAUGAAAUCAACGCUGAAUUGGAAAAUACGGAACGAAUUUGGAAUACAAAAUUGUUAAGUUGGUUAAAGUAUACUGGCGGAAGUAAUCAGUGGGCAACAGAUAUACGCUUUAACGAAAACGGCACUUUCCAAGCAUUUCGGUUUCAGAUAGCAAUGCAAAACACUGUUGGCGCAAACCAGCACAAAAAUGCCGCCCAGAAAUUACGCGAAAUAGCUGAUCGGCAGCCUUUUAAAAUUGAAAUAUUUCAUGAAACAUUUCCAUUUGCUGAUCAGUACAUUAUUAUUGUCCCAGCAAUUGUUCGCAGUAUCAUUAUAUCACUGAUUUGUAUGGCGACUGUCGCUGUCAUAUUGGUACCUAGUCUGGCUCCAUGUAUUCUAAUAAUCGUUUCUAUAAUAUCAAUUAACACGGGUAUAUUUGGUUACAUGACAUUUUGGGGUGUUAAUUUGGAUGCUGUAUCAAUGAUUUCUAUCAUAAUGAGUAUUGGUUUCGCUGUUGAUUUAUCAUCUCAUAUCACAUAUGCGUUUGUUACGGCAACUGGCUCAUCAAAAGAACGAGUUACUCACGCUCUGGAAUCCCUCGGAUGGCCGAUUUUUCAGGGUGCAGCAUCUACAAUCGCUGGUGUAUCAGUUCUCUAUACGGUCAAUGCAUACAUCAUUUUAACAUUUUUUAAGACAAUUUGGCUUACAAUGGUCAUUGGAUUAUUACACGGAUUACUGUUUAUUCCAAUUACUCUUAGUUUUUCCCUUUGUCAUCUUUCUCACUUAGCAGUAAAUUGUAGCACUGCCAGGCUGUUAAUUCGAUAA
Molecule: messenger RNA, 2835 nt
Organism: Loa loa (African eye worm)
Lineage: Eukaryota; Metazoa; Nematoda; Chromadorea; Rhabditida; Onchocercidae
Product: patched family protein
Exons: 17
Coding region: 1-2835 (944 amino acids)
Biological process (GO): endocytosis; molting cycle, collagen and cuticulin-based cuticle
Cellular component (GO): cytoplasmic vesicle membrane; plasma membrane
Source: RefSeq, a predicted model, not a curated record